UGACGUUUUUAUGUGCAGCGAUUCGGUUCGGUUUUUCUCGACAUGGCGUAGUGGAUAAAAAACACGCUCUAACCGCAAAGCAAAUUCAAAAUCUAUUAUAACACUUGAUUAAAUUGAAAUUAUUUAUGAUGUGCAAACUAUUAAGUUGGCCUCUGAUAUUGCUAUCGAUCUUGGCCAAUACAGUGCUAAGUUUACCGCCAUCCGCCAGAGAAAGUCAUCCCUAUUAUCCGGCUGGUGUGGAUUUAUUCGAGCACGAAUUCACCAGUCUGACAUCAGACGAAUACGAUCCCUUUGGACCGGAUAUUGGCAACGAUGAUCUGGGCAUCGAUGAUCCCGAGACGAUGCCACGCCUCUUUCAGGGCGACAUCGCUAUAGAUCCCUACACCUACAUCUCCCUCCGCCUGGGGGUGAAUCCCAUGCGACAUCCCAAACGUCUGUGGCCAAAUGGCACGAUUCCCUUCGAAAUCAGUCCGCGAUACGUGGACCAGGAACGGGAUGCGAUUGUACGCGCUUUGAAAACAUUUAAUUCACUCACCUGCAUACGAUUUGUGCCCUACGAUGGUGAGGUGGAGGAUUAUCUGCUGAUCGAACCGCCCGAGGAGGGGCCCCAAGGCUGUUGGUCGUAUGUGGGCAAGCGUGGUGGGGAGCAGGUUGUGGCGCUGCAGCGACCAGAUGAGACAAGUGCGCAUUGCUUUAGCAGCGAGGGACGCAUUAUGCAUGAGCUGAUGCAUGCGAUUGGCAUUUAUCACGAACAGUCGCGCGCUGAUCGUGAUAAUUAUGUCAAAAUAUACUGGGACAAUAUUGUGCCGCGAUUUAAGAAAAAUUUCAAGCUCGUGUCGCGGAAACGCGGCAAAUACACAUUCGAUUACGAUUACAAUUCGGUGAUGCAUUACGGCGAAUUCUAUUUUAGCAAGAAGAAGGGCGAGAAACCGACAAUGACGCCGUUGCAGCCGGGUGUGCGAAUUGGACAGCGAAAGACGAUUAGUAAAAUUGAUUGUCUGAAGAUUAACGACUUGUAUGGCUGUUUGGAGGGAAGACGCGCCAAAAUGUACAAAAGCUUUUGUCACUUACUUGGUUUGUAGGUGUUAUGUCGUAUUUAUUGUUAUUUGAAUCAUAUUGAUUUACUAAAUUAAUAAAUUAUAUGUCAAAACAAUCGUUACUUUCGCCUUUCACAAUGUGUGGGAGUUGCCAGAUCGCUAAGUGUUGUCAAUCUUCCAUGCGCGGUAUAUUUGAUUUCUUUGUUUUGUUCCGAAAGAUGGCGCC
Drosophila albomicans is the source of this 1263-nucleotide messenger RNA. Its product is annotated as hatching enzyme 1.2. Bases 126 to 1082 code for a protein of 318 amino acids. Gene Ontology annotation, molecular function: zinc ion binding; metalloendopeptidase activity. Gene Ontology annotation, biological process: proteolysis. The record is from RefSeq and is a predicted model, not a curated record. NCBI's taxonomy places the organism in Eukaryota, Metazoa, Arthropoda, Insecta, Diptera, Drosophilidae. The transcript has 2 exons.